Messenger RNA from Dreissena polymorpha, 2350 nucleotides. RefSeq lists its product as uncharacterized. The record is from RefSeq and is a predicted model, not a curated record. The transcript is spliced from 9 exons. The coding region runs from base 136 to 1359 and encodes 407 amino acids. NCBI's taxonomy places the organism in Eukaryota, Metazoa, Mollusca, Bivalvia, Myida, Dreissenidae.
AUAUACUUCCUUUUUACAUUGUUAAAGGCAUAUUGUCAGUUCGCUUACCAAUUAUAAUAUUCUCAUGAUAUGUGAAAUGCAAUUCAGAAUAGCAACUAAAGCGUGGUUAUAUGUAAGUUUUAUUAAAUCUUCUAAAUGAUGAACCUCAAUUGGAUAAUAGAGCUGUGCGCAGUUUUGAUUUCAGCAGAAUGUGUCCAGUCAAAUGAUCCACUAAUAAACGUUCGACCACUGUGUAGAUCAAACUUGGAAGUUACUUGUAAUGCGAGUAGUGGACUUUACGGAAUGUGGACAUUUUAUAGAAGUCGCACUGGUUCUGAAGACAUGGAAAACAUGGGAAAGAUAGUUGAUAAUGAACAAGAAUGCCAAGUCACUACCCUAAAAACUACACAAUCAACGCAUUGUAUUUGCAUCGACGCCAAUCAUGUCACGUGCAAUAUAUUCGAUUAUAUGAUUGCUAAACCAGGUGACAGAUGGCAAUGUGCUAGACAUGUAAAUGGAUCUUCACUUGUAAGCGUGCCCGACAUAUUACCGAUUGAAGAAAUCAUGGGUUGUACAACGACAACCAGUCUAGGCAAGGUGACACACGAAGCAGUAAGUUUAUCUUCAAUGUUAACACGUGUUUACACUGACUCAGCAGCAGUCAUCUUACCAGUGGAAGCGCACACUACACAACUUGGAGAAAUCAACGUCUCUGCACCAGAAAUGUCAAGUUCCACAACACUGAAGGUCGACACAACUAUUUCAAGUGAAAGCAGAGAAUCGGACGGUGUACAUGUUAAUUCACUUUUGAACAGAGACUUUAUAAUAAUCAUGGCAGCUGCGGGUGUGACGGUGUUUAUUGCAGCGAAUGUAUCGUUUUGUGUAUAUUGGAAAUUCAAAACACAGUCCAGAGAAAGAAAUCAAUAUGUUUGGAACGAUACUAUUUCUUCCCGUUACAAUACCGAGACUAUGCCCAUUAGUUCGGAUAUACAUCAGGACGAGAACACGGACGCAAGUUACCAUGAAAUAUCUGAAAUACAUGCACAACUUGCUGGUGUGUCCACAAUUUUGCAAACAAUGAACACACUCAGCGCCCAACAUGAAAAUACUGUCGUUGAUAUCGAUGCAAGUUCUCAACUUAGUUCAGCAAUAAAACAGGUUACACUUGGAGCGGAGACUGAUAUACAAAUGCCUGAGACUAUGGACCCUCUAAGAGCAAAGCAUCUACCAAUGUCAUUUGUCGCAUUGGCCGAAAUUAAUAUGGAUGAUAUUGCUUCCAUGGAUUCAUACAAUUAUAGGAGAGACGUGAAGAGUGUUCGUUACGAGAAAUUAGACCCAUCUAGCAGGGAUGAUAAAACUCAGUACAACACACUUGUUUGAAGAUAGCAGAGUUUAUUGACGCGUAGUACGUGAAUUUAAAGACGGACGAGACGCAUUCGAUAUUUCAAAAGUCAUUUGUGAACUGAGAUGUUUAGAAAACUUGUUUCCGUCUUUCCCUGAUGUACCGCAUCAUAACAUGUUAAGUCUUUAACUGUGAUUUGUGUUUUGUUUUUAAAUCAGAGUUCUUAAUUCUGUACUAUUCCACUUUUGUUUAUAUCCCUGCGAUCGGAAUUUUCAAAGCAUAAGCUAUAUUGUCAAACAAUUUGUUAAUUCUUUCACUUUAAACUUAUUCAGUGUUAAUGAAUCAUAAUUUGAAGAACCACAGCGAUGUAUUUGUGUACUUUUGAUUCAAUAAACAAUUAAAGUCGUUUUACGUAGGUUGUUAAGGUAUUUCUUAAUGCCAUAAAUAUAGGAUCUGGCACGAGUUGUCAUAUCAUACCAUAUUUUAUUAAACGAGUUCAGGAAUUUUGUUAGUAAGCGAGCCUUUGGCGAGCUUACUAACGAAUUUCCUGGACGAGUUUAAUAAAAUAUGGUAUGAUAUGACAGCGAGUGUCAGAUCUUUUUUAUCAUAUGUUUUUAAAUGAGCAAACUAAAUGAAUAUUUACGCAAACAUAAUGAUAAAUCCUGAAUGUUGUUUACAUUUCGUGAUGUAAUUUGACGUUGCAACGUCAUUUCAGCAAAAUAACAAAAUGCGAUUGGUCAAUAAACGAAAACUAAGCCAAUGAAAACGCUAACAAAUGUUGUACAUGUAUUACACAUGUGUAAUAAAAAAAUGUAAUAGUUAUAUAACAUGGGAAACAAGGUAUGGCAUGUGAUAAAGUAAAUUAUGUUUAAAGUAAACUAGUUAUGUGUGUGUUUAUAUUUUAUUUGCAAUCGUAUGUCAACCCAACUAUAAAUACAACUUCAUGCGCGACGAUCGCAAUGUUGUCGAAGAUUGUGUAUUCGUUAUUAUGUCCUUUUUCGACACUGUCCGUUUUCUCAUUUAGGAAAU